Messenger RNA from Filobasidium floriforme, 3066 nucleotides. Its product is annotated as ER to Golgi transport-related protein. Gene Ontology annotation, molecular function: structural molecule activity. The record is from RefSeq and is a predicted model, not a curated record. Lineage: Eukaryota; Fungi; Basidiomycota; Tremellomycetes; Filobasidiales; Filobasidiaceae. Gene Ontology annotation, cellular component: COPI vesicle coat; cytoplasm. Gene Ontology annotation, biological process: intracellular protein transport; endoplasmic reticulum to Golgi vesicle-mediated transport; intra-Golgi vesicle-mediated transport. The transcript has 21 exons. The coding region runs from base 81 to 2957 and encodes 958 amino acids.
CAGCAACCCUGCUCAAUACUGUCAAUAGAUAGAUCGCUCGUUAGAUCGAUAUAGACUGGCAGAGAUCGAUAACUGCCAUCAUGGAUCCGAAUUCGACCUGCUAUACCAUCGUGAACGAUGACUCGUUGCUCGACUCUGGUGCCGCUCCUUCCAUCCCGGAUCUUCGUAAUGCCUUGCAGAAGGGAAGCGACGAGGUCAAGAUGGACACUAUGAGGAGGGUUAUCGUGGGAACGCUGAACGGACAAAACUACACUGCCCUCUUGAUGCCUAUGAUCCAAUAUGUCUUGCCUUCACGAAACAAGCAAAUCAAGAAGUUGCUGCAUUUCUACUGGGAGGUCUGCCCUAAGCUGGACGAGCAGGGGAAGCUGAAGCAGGAGAUGAUCUUGGUCUGUAAUGCCAUUCGAAAUGAUCUCCAACACCCCAACGAAUACAUCCGAGGAGCCACCCUUCGGUUCCUACAGAAGAUCAGGGAGGCCGAGCUCCUGGAACCUCUGAUUCCUACUGUCCGAAGCUGUUUGGAACACCGACACUCGUUUGUGAGGAAGAACGCCGUCUUCGCUACUUGGACUAUCUACCAGGACCACGAGCACCUGAUUCCCGACGCUCCGGAGCUGUUGGAGACGUUCUUGGCUGCUGAAUCGGAUAUCACUUGCAAGCGCAACGCUUUCGUCGCACUAAGCAGCGUCUCGCAUGACAGUGCCGUUCAGUACCUCCUCAACUCGUCAGAAUCGAUCGACUCGAUGGACGAGUUGAUGCAGAUGGCCGUUAUCGAGUUGAUCAGGGCGGAUGCCAAGGGUGACAGUCCGAACAGGGCACGGUGGAUUAGGUCUGUUUUCGGCUUGCUCAAUUCUGCAAGCAGUGCUGUCAAAUAUGAAGCCGCUACCAGCUUGACCAGCCUCACCCAGAAUCCCGCUGCAGUCAAAGCCGCUGCUGGUGCCUUUGCCGAACUCCUCGUCAAAGAAGCCGACAACAACGUCAAGCUCAUCGUCCUCGACCGAAUCGACGCGCUCCGCGAAAAGUUCCCUCAUGUCCUGGAUGGUCUCGUCAUGGACAUCCUCAAGGUAUUGACGAGUCCCGACAUGGAGGUCAAGCGAAAAGGACUCGGUAUCGCCCUGGAGAUGAUUACCAGCCGGAACGUCGAAGAGGUUGUCCUCUUCCUGAAAAAACAGCUGCAAACCACUUCGGAGCAAGACUUUGACAAGAGCGUCGAGUACCGACAAUUGUUGAUCCAGAGCAUUCACACUUGCGCGAUCCGGUUCUCCGAGGUUGCCGCCAAUGUCGUUCACGUGCUUAUGGACUUUUUGGGAGACUCGAACAAUCCUUCUGCUGUGGACGUCGUCGCUUUUGUUCGAGAGGUGGUGGAGAAGUUCCCCAAGCUUCGAGCCGAGAUCGCCGAAAAGCUCAUCUCGACCUUCAGCGAUAUCAAAUCUGGAAAGGUCUACCGAGGAGCUUUGUGGAUCGUCGGAGAGUAUUGCGAGGAUGUCGAACAUAUCAAGCGAGCUUUCGCCGAAGUUCGACACGUCAUUGGGGAGAUCCCGAUCCUGGCAUCCGAACAGCGCCUUCUCGAUGCUGCCGAAGCCGCAGACGAUGUCACGACCGAGAAGCAGGAGGAACAGACUACGGUCACCAAGACCAGGGUGUUGGCCGACGGAACCUACGCAACCGAGACCGUGUACACUAGUGCCGCUGCACAGGCCCGACUAGAACAAGUGAAGGCGGCCACCAAGCCUCCUCUCCGAGCUUUGAUUCUAGGAGGCGACUUUUACACAAGUUCGGUCCUUGCUUCGACCUUGACCAAAUUGACCCUGAGAUACGCCAAACUCGCCAACGAUGCUCAAGCGGUCAACGCAUUGAAGGCGGAAGCCAUGUUGAUCAUGACUUCCAUCGUUCGAGUGGGGCAAUCGCACUUUGCUGCCAUUCCCAUUGACGAAGAUUCGAGGGAGAGGAUAAUGAACUGUAUCGAGACGCUAGCAAACCUGAAGACAGCCCAAGCCGCUUCCGACAUCUUCCUCCAGGAUACCAGAGCAGCUUAUACCAAAAUGGUCGCCAAUGAAGAGAAAAAGGCUCGUCAGAAGAAGGAGAAGGACAACAAGAAGGCUGUCAUUCAGGCCGAUGACCUGAUUGCCUUCAGGCAAUUUGCGAAGAAGACGCAGACGGACGACAAUGAUGUCGACGCCGACUUGUCUCGUGCUACCGGUAGCGCCGAGAUUCGCGACGACUUCAUCUCCAAGCUCAGCCGCAUGAUGCAGCUUACGGGCUUCUCCGAUUCCGUCUAUGCCGAAGCUUGUGUGACUGUGCAGCAAUUUGACAUCGUACUCGAUGUCCUAAUCGUCAAUCAGACUGCCGAGACCUUGCGAGAUCUGACCAUUGACUUUGCAACUCUGGGAGACCUCAAGUUGGUCGAGCGACCGGUGCCGCACACGCUUGCGCCUCACGGUUUCCACACUAUCAAGGCUACUAUCAAGGUGUCCUCAACCGAGACCGGAGUGAUCUUCGGCAACGUCGUGUAUGAGAAGCAAGGUGCCUCGGAUAGCAGUGUCAACAUCGUUCUUAACGAUAUCCACGUCGACAUCAUGGACUACAUCAAGCCGGCUUAUUGCAAUGAAGCACAGUUCCGCAGCAUGUGGACAGAAUUCGAAUGGGAGAACAAGGUCAACGUCAACACGACGAUCAGUGAUCUGCGACUCUACCUGCAGCACAUCAUGAAGUCGACCAACAUGGCCUGCCUGACACCGGAAGGAGCGUUGGACGGCGACUGCGACUUCUUAUCAGCAAACCUGUGUGCCAAGAGUCUAUUCGGCGAGGACGCUUUGGCAAACUUGUCAAUCGAGAAGACAGAAGACGGGGCCAUUCAAGGUCACGUAAGAAUUCGAUCAAAGACUCAGGGUAUUGCGUUGUCACUCGGUGACAAGAUUACCUUGGCACAAAAAGCUGCAGCUGCAUCCCCUCCAGCUUAGACGCAAGGGUGUGGUAGGGGUUUCCACGUUGUAUUAUGCUAUUAACAGCGCUUUCGGUUUGAUUACACGACAAUGACGAUUCCGACCUAGUCUCUAGUCACUGCCGGUA